This is a messenger RNA of Silurus meridionalis, 3019 nucleotides long. It is a transcript of the gene znf341, whose product is annotated as zinc finger protein 341. Gene Ontology annotation, cellular component: nucleus. Gene Ontology annotation, molecular function: DNA-binding transcription factor activity, RNA polymerase II-specific; RNA polymerase II transcription regulatory region sequence-specific DNA binding. NCBI's taxonomy places the organism in Eukaryota, Metazoa, Chordata, Actinopteri, Siluriformes, Siluridae. The transcript is spliced from 16 exons. The record is from RefSeq and is a predicted model, not a curated record. Bases 125 to 2752 code for a protein of 875 amino acids. Gene Ontology annotation, biological process: regulation of transcription by RNA polymerase II.
ACAAGGUGUCGCUGAAGCGCGAGUCGCCGCUCAGGCUCCUGCUGGAGGAGAAGAAGACGCAGGUCAGUGGUGCUGCUGCUCGGGUUUAGGGCUUCAGUGGUGCUGGAACUCCACCGCUGUCAUCAUGUCGCAGGCGAUUUUUGAGGUGUUAGAAGGAAUGGACAAUCAGACUGUUCUUGCUGUUCAGUCGUUCCUGGAUGGUCAAACCGGCGUCCCCGAUCACAGCAACCAGAACGUCUCAGGAUCCGCCAUCCAACCAAUGGAUGAUGAUGAUGUGUUCCUGUGUGGGAAGUGUAAGAAGCAGUUCAACUCGCUGCCGACGUUCCUGACUCACAAGAGGGAGCAGUGCCAGCAGAGCGCCCCCUCGCUCGCCACCGUCUCACUGGCGUCCAGCAACACCUACACACCCGUACCCUCGAUCAGCACAAUGCCACAACCACUGACCAACAGACAGGUGUCGACGUACAUCACAGUGCCUCCGUCUCCUCUCACACACACACUGGUGCAGGGGAACGUCCUGGUGAGCGAUGAAGUUCUCAUGUCUGCCAUAUCAGCAUUUACAUCCAUGGACACACCGGCCACAGCUAUGCAGAGCAAUCUGAGCAUGCCCAAUGCAGUGCCGUACCUGCAGCACCACCCCCAAGCAUCCCAGCCCCUCUCACUGCCCCAGGCUCCACCCCUUUCUGCCCAGGUUCCCUCUAGUAUCAACAGCUCUGUAGUCCAGGUUUAUAGCACACUGCCCCCGAUGGCCGGAGGAGGAAACGCAGAAGGCCACACACUCUGCCUCCAACCGUUCCAUUCUGUUCAGGGUGGUGGUCAGUGUGUGGACAGUCAGAAUCCAGCGUACAGCAGCGCUCCUGUUUACAGCUCUGUUAAACCGCUACAGAAGCCGAAGAGCUGCAGCAGCACCGUGGCUCUGAGUGAUCUGGCCGAAUACGACAAGGUCAUCAUCCCCAAAAAGACCCGCAACUCCAAAAAAGGACACGACGGUCAAAUAAAAGCCAAAGGUCAAAAGCUGAAGUGCAGUUUCUGUGACAAGGUGUUUGUGAAGAACUUUGACCUGCAGCAGCACAUCAGAAGUCACACGGGCGAGAAGCCAUUCCAGUGCAUCGUAUGCGGCCGAGCCUUUGCCCAGAAAUCCAACGUGAAGAAGCACAUGCAGACGCACAAGGUGUGGCCAGCCGGCGUGCACAGCUCAGUGUCCAGACUCCCCGUCACCAUUAAACCAGUCCAGGAGAACACCGCUCAACAUUCUGAUGGACAUGAAGAACACGGAGUUCUUGAUCAAAACGAGGCCGAGCUCCCGUCCGAAAUGAAAGGAUCCAACCACAGCCAAACCAAGCAGCUUUUCUCCAUCGACAGCUCGUACCAGUGCCAGUUCUGCACCGCAAAAUUCUGCAGCUACUUCCAGCUCAAAUCCCACAUGACUCAACACAAAGAUGAGCAGGUGUACAGGUGUGUAGUGAAGGCGUGCUCUCAAACCUUCCAGAAGCUGGAACUCUUCCUCGAGCACAUUCGUUCUCACCAGGAACAGCUGACGUACCGGUGUCACCUGUGUACCAAAGUGUUCCCCUCUCUGUUCGAGCUCGGCCUGCACCAGUACUCACACAGCUUCUGUCCUCAGCAGAACACACGCAAAGACACCACUUACUACAGGUGUAAUAAGUGUCAGAGUAAAUACUCCACACAGGAAGCUCUGGAGCAGCACAUCCUCACCACCUCGCACAACUUCCCCUGUCCACACUGCCAUAAGGUUUUCCCGUGCGAGCGGUAUUUCCGGAGACACCUGCUCACCCAUGGCGCUGUCGGCAGAUUCAAAUGCCAGAUCUGUAAAAAGCUGUUUAAAACUGAGCACUACCUCAAACUGCACACACAGAUACACUCAGGGGAGAAGCCGUAUAAAUGUUCAGUGUGUGAAGCCUCGUUCAACCGCAAGGACAAGGUGAAGAGACACAUGCUGAUCCACGAACCCUUUAAGAAGUACAAGUGUCCUUUCAGGACUCACGUUGGCUGCACCAAAGAGUUUAACAGACCCGAUAAGCUGAAAGCGCACAUCCUGUCUCACUCAGGCAUUAAGCCGUUUAAGUGCCAGUUCUGUCAGAAGAGCUUCAGUCGCCGUGCACACAUGCUCGAACACCAACGCUCUCACACCAACAACUACCGCUUCCGCUGCUCCACCUGCACCAAGGGCUUCACCCGCCUCAAAUACUACCGCGAACACCGCUGCCCAAUCACCACUGCCCCCGACACCACCGCCGCAACAGAUGGAGGUGGAGAACCCACAGGCGGAGAAGCAGAUUACACAGACGCUCUGGAGGAAGAUGAAGACAAUGACGAGGAGACGAGUGAAGGCGGAGUUGUGGGAGAUGAAAUGGGAACAGCAGCUGAUCUGAUGAGAGAAACAGAGGAGGAGGAGGAGGAAGAGCAGAAUGAAGGUUUGCAGGAGGUAGAGGGGCUGAUGAACUGCUUGAAGAAACGGUGUUUUGCUCGACGGCUGAUUGAUGUCCUCGGAGGAGUCCGGUUCAGUAGCGCUGUAAAUCUAAUCGAGACCUUAAUUGGCUCGUCAGCAGGAAUUUGUUUGGGUGUCGAUUAUGUCGAGUUUUUUAUUAGCAGUUGGACCCAAAACACUUUUCUAGAGUCGUAUAAGAGUUUGAUGAUUAAUUCUCAAUACAGACGUAAUUAUAAUCCUGCAGAACAGGAGCGUGGAGACGGACGUGAGAAGGAUGGACACGUUACUCUUCACAGGUGCUGAAAUUCGACACUGUGCAACCAACAAACAUUUGUUUUAUAUUAAAACAUCGUGUUUUUAUUUCAUUUUCUCGUUGUAGAGAAGAGAGGAGAUGAAUUGCUGCUGUAAUAAUGAACUGUGUGUGUGUGUGUGUGUGUGUGUGUGUGUGUGUGUGUGUGUGUGUGUGUGUGUGUGUGAGCCAGUGCACUUUACGACUGUAAACAAGACGUGUGAUGUGUCCGCCCUGAGUUCUGGAAGAUCUGAGAAUAAAUGCAUGAUGAGCACAUAUCA